This is a messenger RNA of Triticum dicoccoides, 3359 nucleotides long. Its product is annotated as putative transcription elongation factor SPT5 homolog 1. Bases 1 to 3114 code for a protein of 1037 amino acids. NCBI's taxonomy places the organism in Eukaryota, Viridiplantae, Streptophyta, Magnoliopsida, Poales, Poaceae. The transcript is spliced from 21 exons. Gene Ontology annotation, biological process: transcription elongation by RNA polymerase II; regulation of transcription by RNA polymerase II; regulation of DNA-templated transcription elongation. The record is from RefSeq and is a predicted model, not a curated record. Gene Ontology annotation, molecular function: mRNA binding. Gene Ontology annotation, cellular component: DSIF complex.
AUGUCGCGCCGCGGCCGCGAGGAGGAGGAGGAGUUCGAGGAGGUAGAGGAGGAGGAGGAGGCCGAUGAGUCGGAGGUGGAGGAGGAGAGGGGCGAAAAGCGGUUGCGCGGCGGCGGGGGGGAGGGCUCGGGCGUCGCGAGCUUCAUCGACGACGCGGCCAGCGAGGACGACGACGAGGAGGAGGAGGAGGAAGAGGAUGACGACGACGAGGACGACGACUACGAGGAGGGCGGCCGCGGCCGCGGCCGCCGGCCCAGCAAGAGGAAGCGGUCGAUCCUGAUCGACGACAUGGCGCAGGUCGACGACGACGACGGCGAGGAGGAGGAGGAAGACGGGUACGAGGAAGGUUUUAUUGAUGAUGAUGCUCGGGCUGAUAAUCCUGACGAGGAUGUGCAAAGGGGUUCUAGACGUCAUUUCAAUCCAAAUCCAAUGGAUGAUGCAGAUGAUAUGGAGAACUUGGAAGAGAUGUUAAAAUGGAAAUAUAGAACGCAAUCACACUCUGAUUUUGAUGAAGAGGGUCUAACCGAGGUUGAACAGCAAGCUCUCCUGCCAUCAGUGAAUGAUCCAAAGCUCUGGAUGGUGAAAUGUGCGAUUGGACAUGAGCGAGAGACAGCCCUUUGUCUAAUGCAAAAGUUCAUUGAUAGGCAAGAUCUCCAGAUUAAGUCCGUCGUUGCAUUGGAACACCUAAAGAAUUACAUUUAUGUUGAAGCAGAGAAAGAAGCCCAUGUCAAGGAGGCUUGCAAAGGUCUGCGGAACAUCUUUUCUUCAGCAAAAAUACUUCUGGUUCCUACAAAAGAAAUGACUGAUGUUCUCUCUGUCACGAGUAAGUCUGCUGAUCUUUCAAUAGAUACAUGGGUCAGGUUGAAGCUUGGUAUAUAUAAAGGGGAUCUUGCUAAGGUUGUCGAAGUUGAUGAUGUGCGCCAAAAGGUUACUGUGAAGGUCAUUCCUAGAUUAGAUUUACAAGCUUUGACAGAUAAAUUGAAAGGUCUUAAGGUUGCAAAGAAGAAGUCGUUUAUUCCACCGCCAAGGUUAUUUAGUACCGACGAGGCGAGGGAGAUGAACAUUCCUGUAGAACGGAGGAGAGAUAGAGAUUCUGGGGAAUACUUUGAGAUGGUUGGCGCUUUAAAAUUUGAAGAUGGUUUCUUGCGCAAAAUAGUCUCGAUAAAAUCAAUCAGCACACAGAAUGUUAAGCCAUCACUUGAUGAAUUGGAGAAAUUCGGGAGAGUUGGUGAUGACGUGAAUGAAGAUGUGGCUAGAUUGUCCACACUCAGCAGGAAGAAGGGACAUUUUAUGAAAGGCGAUGCUGUAGUUGUUGUUAAAGGUGAUCUCAAGGACAUAAGGGGCUGUGUGGAGAAAGUAGAGGAUUCUAUUGUUCACAUCCGACCAACACCAACACAAUCUGAUCUUCCGAAAACACUUGCCUUCAGUGAGAAAGAUCUCUGCAAAUAUUUCAAUCCCGGGGACCAUGUAAAAGUGGUUUUUGGUGUUCAAGAAGGUGUGACAGGCAUGGUAGUUAAAGUGGAAGGACAUGUCUUGACUAUUUUAUCUGACACAAGCAAAGAACAUAUCCGUGUGUUUGCAGAUCAUGUUGUGGAGAGUUCUGAGGUCACGACGGGGCUUACCAGAAUUGGUGAUUAUGAAUUGCAUGAUCUUGUCCUUCUUGACAAUUUAUCAUUUGGUGUGAUUGUAAGGGUGGAAAGCGAAGCAUUUCAGGUUCUCAAAGGAGUGCCUGAUAAACCUGAAGUGGUGCUUGUGAAACUGAGAGAAAUAAAAUACAAAAUCGAUCGGCGCACAUCUGCAAAAGAUAGCAGGAAUAACACGGUGUCCACUAAGGAUAUUGUCAGGGUCAUUGAGGGGCCAUGCAAGGGAAAGCAAGGACCUGUGGAACAUAUACACAAAGGGAUAUGUUUUAUACAUGACCGCCACCACCUUGAACAUUCAGGCUUUAUCUGUGCAAAAGCACAAUCUUGUGUCCUUGUUGGGGGAUCGGUUGUCAACAGCAGCAGGAUGGGUGUUGAUACAGCAGAUCCACGGCUUGGUGCUUUUAGAUCUCCAGCAAGGAUCUUGCAAUCUCCUGGAGGGCUUCCGCCGAGAGGACCUUACAUGAAUUCUGGUGGAAGGUUUGGAGGAGGUGGUCGUGGUGGCAGAGGGCAUGAUGCCUUGGUGAGUAGAUGCAUCAAAAUUAAAUCUGGUCCCUACAAAGGAUAUCGUGGCCGUGUUAAAGAAGUGAAUGGUGCACUCGUGCGUGUGGAGCUUGAUUCACUUAUGAAGAUUGUCACAGUUAAGAGAGAGGAUAUUGCUGACACAGCGAAUGUUGGGACACCAUUCCGUGAAUCUCGUUAUUCAUUGGGCAGUGAAACACCUAUGCACCCAUCUCGAACGCCAUUGUAUCCUAUUCAAACUCCAAUGCGAGAACCUGGAGCGACACCAAUUUGUGAUGGAUCGCAAACUCCUAUGCAUAAUCAAGCCUGGGCACCAAUGAGUCCACCGAGGGAUAACCAGGAAGAUGGAAAUCGUGGCACUUGGGGCGCUUGGGGGAGCAGUCCAGCUUACCAGCCAGGAACUCCAGUAGCUAGGCCAUUUGAUGCCCCCACUCCUGGAUCAGGGUGGGAAAGUACCUCUGGAACUGGCUUUGGUGAUGCUCCAUUCAACGCUCCAACACCUAGUGCUCAACCAAUGACCCCAAUUCCUGCCUCUUAUUUGCCUGGAACCCCUGGUGGCCAGCUAAUGACCCCAGGGAAUGCUGGAAUGGAUGCAAUGUCUCCAAUGAUAGGGGAUGAGGGCGGCAGUAAUUGGCUCUUGCCAGAUGUUUGCGUCAAUGUGUCCAGAGGAGAUGGUUCCACCAAUGGUGUGGUGAAGGAAGUACUCCUGGAUGGAUCUUGCCGUGUCGCACUUGGGCCAUCAGGGAGUGGGGAUGAAGUAACAGCUCUUCCAGACGAGCUCGAGAUCAUCAGGCCGAAGAAGAGCGACAGGGUCAAGAUAAUGAAUGGCAGCAUGCGUGGAGUUAUAGGAAGACUGGUAGGAGUCGACGGGUCUGAUGGGAUUGUCCGGGUGGAAAACCCGCUUGACAUGAAAAUAGUAGACCUGGUGAUUUUGGGCAAACUAGCAACUUGAGAUAGCUGGUUCACCUGUUAGGUGUUAUCUUAACUGUCCUAGGCCGCAAAAUUAGAAAGAAAAAUACAUGUUUUUGGUCAACUUAGCAAUUUUAGAUCACUCUAACCGGUCAGAUUGAUUGUUCUUAAUCCCACUUGUUCGGUAUCAUGUGAAUUAUGUGAUGUAGAUUUCCAGAUGCCUGCCCGGAGAUAUACUCGGGAAUGCUUGAUCUUUCUAAUCCUGACAUGACACAUCAUCCCGGUUUA